Monascus purpureus is the source of this 2407-nucleotide messenger RNA. Lineage: Eukaryota; Fungi; Ascomycota; Eurotiomycetes; Eurotiales; Aspergillaceae. The record is from the annotation of a GenBank genome assembly.
CGAGGUUCUCCCUGCUCUCUGUUUUACCUCUUCUCUACUCACUGUUGUCUCUUGAGUCCAUAUCUGUGCUAACUGCUAGCUCACUAUACCAAACCAAUGUCUACCAAACGCAAACUGCAGGUUGCGGGCUUCCAAGAUGAACCGUUCGCCAAGAGGAGCCACACCUGGGAACCAGAGACACACACAGACUGGUUAAACAGCAGCGAGCUGAAAGGUGAAUCGCAAGCAUCAGGAUAUCCAGAUGGCAAGUGCUCACUGCCACCGUCCUCGCUGCCACCGUCGAAUAUGGUCUCCGCCAUCCGGGAACUGAUCGACCCCGACUUUGACCCGAUACCAGCCAUUCUGAAUGAAAAGCCACGAUUCUUAAAGUCGUUGCCGCCUCGGAUAUCAGCGAACGAUGUUGACUUUUUGCGCUCGCGAGGUGCCCUUAGCAUUCCGGAGCCUGGAUUGCGGAAUGAGUUGCUGAGGUGUUACGUGAAAUGGGUGCAUAGCUUCAUGCCUGUAUUGGACUUGCAUGAGUUCCUGCGAUGUAUUGCUCAGAACGACCCCAACGGAAACAUUAGCUUGUUACUUUUCCAGGCUGUUAUGUUUGUAGGAACUGCAUUUGUUGAUUUAAAAUAUCUACAAGCAGCUGGAUAUGAAAAAAGGAAGAGUGCACGAGACGUUUAUUUCAGUCGAAUCAAGCUCCUGUAUUCAUUUGAAUGUGAGGAAGACAGGAUUGCGAUUCUUCAAACUGUCCUUCUCAUGACAUACUGGUUCGAGUACGACCAAGAAAGCAACGCCGGAGGAGAUAUCUGGGACUGGAUUGGGAUUUGCAACACACAUAGCCAUUCCAUCGGACUGAAUAAGGAUCCGACAAAUUCCGAUAUGGAUCCUCGGACGAAACGGCUGAGGGUACGACUAUGGUGGAGUCUUUACGCUCGCGAUCGCUUGAUCGCCAUGGGUUUGAGGCGCCCUACUCAUAUCAACGAAGGAACGAGCGACGUUCCAUUGCUGACGCUGGAUGACUUUAAUUUUGAGUCAUUUCACCCUUCUGUGCUUGAAAUGCUUAAAUGCCGUCUCCUCGUGAAUAUCUCGGACCAGAAGCGCCUGGCGGUCAUGUUCAUCGAAAAGGUGAAACUCUGCCAAUGCGUCGGCCGGGUCCUGUUCGCACAGUACUCUGCUUCACACCGUCACUUCGGAACCACGAACAGGACCACGAUCACUCUGGUCCCCAGGGAGGCCUCGGAGUCAGAGCUUACUCGGUGCAGUCGAAAGCUCGAAUCGUGGCUCGGCGGAUUGCCAAAGGAUAUUGAUUUCAAUCACUCUCCUACAAGAAAUUCGACCGAAGACGAAGAUGUCCUGUUUCUUCAUGGUGCCAUGUUACGCAUGCUAUAUCAUGCUACCAGCAGCGCACUUCAUCGGCCGUGGGCUUCCAAGUCCCCCAAGAACAAGGACCAUCCCAAGACCCGUUCGCAGUGUCAAAGUACAGCACGGGAGAAGAUGGACGACGCAACGACAGGCAUCACACGCAUCGUUCAAGGCCUUAACCGGAAAGAUCUCACAAGAUUCCUGCCACAAUCUGGUGUAACGGUCAUCAUACCCGCGGCUGUAUCGCACUUGGCCAAUUCCACCUCUGCCGAUCCUAUAAUCCAAGACAUCAGUAUCCACGGCUUCUACAAAUGCGUCCAGGCCCUCCACCUACUCCAAGACAUGUACCCUGCAGCCGACUUCGAAGUGGCUAACCUUGAAGCUGCGGUCAAGACACAAUGCGAAAGCUACGGUUCUUUUCUGAAACUCAUGCAGGGCAUCAGUCUCUGUUUGCCCAGACCUCGUUGUCAAACGGACUCGCCCAGGAUAGCAUUUAUGGAAGAUAAAUCGGAUGAUAGAGACGAUGACUACCAAUGCCUGAUGGAGCCGAAUGAUUCCCUUUCGCUUUCUCCAUAUAUCCAGACUCAGAAUCAUAAUAAUAAUACCCCGAGUCCGUAUUCUCCUACCUGUUCUAUACGCCCAGUUCUACUCAAUGUCGAUCAAACCCCGAGCCACUUGCCAGAAAUCCCACCUCUCUUCCCCGAUAACGAUGAAAUAGACAUGGAUUUGGACGUGAACGUCGAUAUGGACAUGAGCUGGUCCAAUGGAUUUGUAGCAGAGAAUGAAUCCAACCGCGACUCUUCUUCCCUUGGUGUUCGUCUGGAUACGCAGAUGUCUCCUCACGGGAACGACUUUCUGGCAUUAUCCCAAAAGGCGUUACAGCCGACGGUCUGGGCGGGUGAGCUGCGUGGUAUUACAGGGGAUCUGGACAGAGAUCUGGGGUUAUCCGAAUCUGGUGACGAUCUGUAUUAAGUGGUCGGUUAAUGAAUGCAUAUCGUUUUGUUCACUGUCUCUUCUUUAUCUGUUAUCCUAUAUAGUGUGCUCAGUAAUUUAGGUC